This is a messenger RNA of Syngnathus acus (greater pipefish), 1790 nucleotides long. RefSeq names its product paired-like homeodomain 2 (gene pitx2). Gene Ontology annotation, biological process: regulation of transcription by RNA polymerase II; anatomical structure morphogenesis. The record is from RefSeq and is a predicted model, not a curated record. NCBI's taxonomy places the organism in Eukaryota, Metazoa, Chordata, Actinopteri, Syngnathiformes, Syngnathidae. The transcript is spliced from 3 exons. Gene Ontology annotation, molecular function: RNA polymerase II cis-regulatory region sequence-specific DNA binding; DNA-binding transcription factor activity, RNA polymerase II-specific. Gene Ontology annotation, cellular component: nucleus. Bases 226 to 1152 code for a protein of 308 amino acids.
UCUACCUGUCCUUGUCACUCCACUAGUCAGCCGCUGCCCGCUGCCGACGUUAGGAUGGCAGCGCCUCACGGUGGCCCGCUCUAAAAAGCAACCCGGCGUUUGAGCACAUUUUCUUGGUGGGCUUUAAAAAGAUAUAGUGGAGACCCUCGCUACCCGGAGUGGGAUUUAUAAGACUUGGUUUUUUUUGCCUUUUUUUUUUUUUGCCUUUUUUUUCUGGAGCGACUGAUGAACUCUAUGAGGGAUCCUUUAAAUUUGGACCACCACCCGCACCACACAUUUACCGGGACUAAACUCGCCUCUGCCAUGGCGACCGGUUUGCAGCCGCUGGUUCGAGCCGUGGACGGCGGCAAGCACCGUAUCGACGCGCAUACGGUGUCGGACACGUCCAGCCCUGAAGCUGUGGAGAAAGAGAAAAGCCAGAGCAAGAACGACGACUCAUCGGACGACCCGUCGAAGAAGAAGAGACAGCGGCGUCAGAGGACUCACUUCACCAGCCAGCAGCUGCAGGAGCUGGAAGCCACCUUCCAGCGUAACCGAUACCCGGACAUGAGCACCCGUGAGGAGAUAGCCGUGUGGACAAACCUGACUGAGGCCAGGGUUCGGGUCUGGUUCAAGAACCGACGCGCAAAGUGGAGAAAGCGGGAGCGAAACCAGCAGGCCGAGCUGUGCAAGAACGGCUUCGGCCCGCAGUUCAAUGGACUCAUGCAGCCCUACGACGACAUGUACCCGGGCUACACGUACAACAACUGGGCCGCCAAGGGCUUGACGUCAGCCUCGCUGUCCACCAAGAGCUUCCCCUUCUUCAACUCCAUGAACGUCAACCCGCUGUCGUCGCAGGCCAUGUUCUCGCCGCCCAACUCCAUCUCGUCCAUGACGUCCGGCAUGGUGCCGUCGGCCGUGGCGGGCUCCAGCCUCAACGGUCUCAACAACCUGAACAACCUCAGCGGGCCGUCGCUUAAUUCGGCCGUGGCGGCGCCGGCCUGCCCCUACGCGCCACCUACACCGCCCUAUGUCUACAGGGACACUUGCAACUCCAGCCUGGCCAGCCUGAGACUGAAAGCCAAGCAGCAUUCGAGCUUCGGCUACGCCGGCGUGCAGAGCCCCGCCACGAACCUGAGCGCUUGCCAGUACGCCGUGGACAGGCCGGUGUGAGACGCGCGCACUCCACUAAAACAGGCCCACCCCCACCCCGACGCACACGCCCACCCUCGAGAAAAAAAAAAAAAAAAAAAAUCACCACUUUGAGCAUCGAUUUUCCCAAAGGGGAUGUACAGUAUAAUGCAAAAAUGCCAUUCGUGGUCGCUUUUCAUCCACAGACGCAACAGACUACUAUUAUUAUUGUAUUCUGAUUUUUUUUCUCUCCCAGAAAGGGCACUAAAACAGAACCACUGAAAAUGUUUUUUGUUUUUUGUUUAAGUAUUACUCCCCAAUUUGUUGUCUGAAAAGUUGUGUAUAUAUCCAAACAUCUCCAAAGCUGGGAUUCCAUUUAUUAACGCAUGCGUCGUAGGGUAACGUUUUGCUUGCAAACAGUUUAAAAAAAAAGUGGGGAAUGUAAAUAUUAAAACGCACCAGCAGUGGUGUGUUUCUAACAUAAUAUAAUAAUAAUUAUUAUCAUUAUUAAUGUCUGUGUGAAAAUUGAUUUUAGACUAGCAAUCCUAGAGAAAGAAGAAAUGACGCAUUCAAAUGUUUCUGUAAAAUAUUUGGUACGGACCCUCCCACCCCACCACAACAACAUCCCCACAAAAAAAAUGUGUUUUAUUUAAUGGAAGUAAAUAUAUUGUUCAAAGCCA